CCUAUCGCUAAGCUUUACAGAAGCGCACCCCUGUGAGAAAGCGUCGUUUUUUUCCGCCUUUCCUUGAGGCGUCGCUGCGCAAAAAGCGAGCGCUUUUAAUCGCCUCUCACAAAAAGCGACGGGUAGGUCAAAGCUGAGCAGGUAUUCUUCUUCAGAGCCGCGACAACCAGGAACGACGCCAAUCUGCUGAGCCGCUGAAGACUGAGUUAUUCUCCUUUCUUCUUCGGUUCUUCCAGCUGCUGAGGACUGAGACUCUCUUGUCCCAUCACUCAUGAAAAAGGUUAUUUGAGUCAUCGAGGAGAAUAUGCUGAAGCUUGUGUCUCAUGAGUUGUAUACACGUGCAAGGAACACAAUUAGGCCUUUUUUGAAUGCACAAAUAAGCGCUUCUAUUCACAGUGGUCAGACCCGUUGCUCGCCUAGAAGUUUUUUCGGGGUGGAGGAUUUUGUAGAUGAUGACAAUAGCCGGCCAUACACGUACCAGAAGGGAAAAAAGUCAAAGAACCCAGGCAAGCACAUUUCUUUCAAACAAAGGACGGGUGCUUUCAUGGAACCCUUCACGCUUGAUGUCUUCAUCUCGAAGCGCUUUGUUUCGGCCUCAAUCACACACAGAGUCACUUGCAAGCAGGUCGCGGUCGCAGGUACAAAUUCGAAGGAUAUAAAAGCAAUGCUGAAAUCAAGGAGCGACAUACCCGCGUGUUUGUCCGUUGGACGGAUUUUGGCUGACAGGGCAAGAGAAGCCGAUGUGUAUACCACUGCUUACACUCCCCGUGAUAGUGACAAAUUUGAAGGUAAAAUCAGGGCUGUGGUUCAGUCCCUCAUUGAUAGUGGCAUUGAUGUAAAAGUGUACCUUGACUGACCAGAUGAAACAUUUUGCCUCUAAUUUCCUUCUAAUACUGUUUUUAACGUUAAUUUGGAGAUUGUUAUCGUGUUUUACUGUCAUUAGACUUUAGAGAGCUUUUAGCUGAGUGAAUAUCUAAG
Molecule: messenger RNA, 978 nt
Organism: Cuscuta epithymum
Lineage: Eukaryota; Viridiplantae; Streptophyta; Magnoliopsida; Solanales; Convolvulaceae
Source: the annotation of a GenBank genome assembly